AUGGCAGAAGCAAAGGUUCUUCGCAUGAACGCUGCAGAUCAUGAAAUUAGCUAUGCCAAUAAUUCAGUUGUUCAAAAAGCAGUGAUAUCAAAAGUAAGGUCAAUGGUUGAAGAAUCCGUUACUGAUAUGUUCAGCAAAACUGUUCCAACAUGUAUGAAGGUGGCAGACUUAGGUUGCUCUUCAGGUCCUAACACCUUCAUGACUAUAUGGCACAUUAUUGACACUAUCCAUGGCAUAUGCCAACAAGAAGAUAUGAAGUUACCCGAGUUUGAAGUGCUUCUAAAUGAUCUCCCAGAGAAUGACUUCAACUAUGUGUUUAAGUCGGUUCCUAGUUUCAUCGAGAGACUGAAGAAAGAGAUCGGAGAUAUGGUGCAGGAACGGUGUUUUAUAAGAGGAGUUGCCGGUUCUUUUUAUCAUAGACUCUUUCCAGCUAAAAGCCUGCACUUCGUAUAUUCUUCCUAUGCGCUUCAUUGGCUCUCAAAGGUUCCUGUUGGAGUGGAGAACAACAAAGGGAACAUAUGCAUGGCAGGAUCAAGUCCUCCCAAUGUUGUCGAAGCUUAUGCUCAGCAAUUUCAGAAAGACUUCAUAAAUUUUCUAAGCUUACGUUCCAAAGAAAUACUACCCCAAGGGCGUAUGGUACUAACCUUUACGGCUAGGAAAAACCCAAAUCCCUCUAAUGAAGAUUACGGUUUGGAGCUUGUUGCUGAAUCCCUUCUUGAAUUGGUCGCUGAGGGAGUUGUAAAAGAGGCAGAUGUGGAUUCAUUCAACAUUCCUUUAUAUGCACCUUGCAAAGAAGAAGUGGCUGAGAUUGUUGAGAAGGAAGGAUCGUUUGGAAUUAAGGAGCUACAAGUUUUCGUAGUGGACACCGAUCCUCGAAAUAGAGAUGAUAAAAAACACUUGGAUUUCAACAUUUAUACGCAAAUGGGGAAAAACUAUGCAAAUACUAUGAGAGCUGUUUUGGAGUCUAUUCUGUGCAGUCAUUUUGGAGAUGCCAUACUUGACGAGUUAUUCAAAAGGUUUGCAACAAAUGCAGCGGAUCCUCUAAGGAACUCAAUGCUCCAAAAGAAGGUUAACGUUGUGGUUUCAUUGGCAAAGAAGUAGUUAAUACAUGAAUAUGAAGAAUAAAAUUGACCAGAGAACAUGAAUUACCACUG
Messenger RNA from Gossypium raimondii (Peruvian cotton), 1154 nucleotides. Its product is annotated as probable methyltransferase TCM_000331. Gene Ontology annotation, molecular function: S-adenosylmethionine-dependent methyltransferase activity. The record is from RefSeq and is a predicted model, not a curated record. The coding region runs from base 1 to 1101 and encodes 366 amino acids. The transcript is spliced from 4 exons. Gene Ontology annotation, biological process: methylation. Lineage: Eukaryota; Viridiplantae; Streptophyta; Magnoliopsida; Malvales; Malvaceae.